Molecule: messenger RNA, 1294 nt
Organism: Ostrinia furnacalis (Asian corn borer)
Lineage: Eukaryota; Metazoa; Arthropoda; Insecta; Lepidoptera; Crambidae
Exons: 1
Coding region: 26-778 (250 amino acids)
Source: RefSeq, a predicted model, not a curated record
GUGAAAUAAUAUUAGGUCCAACACCAUGGACUAUUUUAUAAGAAAAUUAUUUCGGGUACUCAUAAUAAUUCAUAACACUCGUGCACCCGACUGUCCUCGACGCAUCGCAUCUUAUCUAUCUUAUCGCGCCAACUUCUUCCAUUACUGCCACCAUUGUACCACCAUUGUUAACAAAAAAAUGAACCUCGUUUGUUUGUUUGGCAUUUUAUUUAUCGCGGCCGAAACCAGCGGAUUUGCCGAAGCCAGCCAGCGCAAAGGGGAACUCCGACAAAGGAUACUCUUAAGGAAAUUGCAAAGUUUCCAGCGAAACGACGCAACAAACCCAGAAUCAGUAACAUGGAACGAGAUACUUGCAGACGCAUUGGUGACUAAACUCAACGUAUUCUCAAGGGACAAAAAUAUCGACGUUGCUCCUCCGAAGAAAAAUGUAGCAACGGUGUGUUUGAGCGAGAUUUUGACGUUUUUCAAGUCGGUCUACGACAACUUCAAGCAGAAGCCAAGUGACCACAACGCUGUAGUCACUCAGAUUGAAUCAAAACCUAAAGAAGAAGUUGAAGUCAUACAUCCAACUUUCAAAAUGAAAAGAUGUGAGGAUUGCACUGACGGAGAUGGAGUUGUCUCUAGUAUGGUACCAGUUCUGGAAUGUCCUACAGGAUUCGUGCUAGACAAGGAUGGCAAAUGCAUCACGGCUCCUUCUAAAUUAAUUAUGGCUAUCCCUAACCAAUGUCCAAAUGGUUACAGACGCGACCGACUGGGCUAUUGUAGACUAGCUUUUUAGUGGGAUUGCGUGAAGUGAAAAACAAGUGUUUAAAGGUGUGAUAUAACGUGUACCUUAUAGGGUAAACCGACAGUCAUUGGACGCUGCCAGUCAUUGGACAAAACAACCCUUGAAUUUUCUUAAAAUGAAUAUUCCUUCAAAUACAAUGAAUAUUCCUUAAAAAAAAAACGCCCUUUUAUCGCCAUCAGUCGGAAUCUCUCAGUUGUUGAAAUAGAAAUGCUAUUUUUAAUUCAGUAAAUAACUGUUCAAUAACUUUCUUAAGUGUCCAAUGACUGGCAGUUUAUCCUACUGAAGAAUAAUGUACGACAUUUCAGAGAAGUGAGUAGGUAAAGUUUUUCUAUUUUUUCUUAUUGUAAUUAUUAGGUAGUUAGUAUAAUUUAUCACAUAUUCAUGUGAAAUGUCACCACCAGCAUUACCUAUAAAUCAUAAAUAGUGCCUUGUUCUCCAGUGUACACUUGUAAUUUUUCUUUAAAUGCAAUAAACAUUGAAAACUGAAAUAUAUUUUUGAGACAUUUA